This is a messenger RNA of Daphnia magna, 2637 nucleotides long. Its product is annotated as E3 ubiquitin-protein ligase synoviolin B. Bases 1 to 2421 code for a protein of 806 amino acids. Gene Ontology annotation, cellular component: cytoplasm. NCBI's taxonomy places the organism in Eukaryota, Metazoa, Arthropoda, Branchiopoda, Diplostraca, Daphniidae. The transcript has 14 exons. The record is from RefSeq and is a predicted model, not a curated record.
AUGUUGACUGAUUCCCACAUAUUGGGGAAAUAUCAAUAUAAAUCAAAUCAGAAGGCAAAAAGCAUUAUGAGUUCCCAACGCGGAAAUGUGUCUAGAACAAGAAAACAAAAGCAUACGAACACCAUAAGUUAUAAAAAUAAUAAGCAUGGUGAAACACCUAAAACUAAAGCAUUGAAUAGUUUGCAGAUAUGCAACGUCUGUUCCCACUGCAAGGACGUACUGGAGUGGAAAAUAAAAUACAACAAGUACAAGAUGCUGAGUGCUCCUGCAAAAUGCACAAAAUGCCAAGAGAAGACUGUGAAGCAGGCUUACUCCAUUCUUUGCCAGCCUUGUGCAGAAAAACUAGAGUUGUGUGCCAAAUGUGGAAAAAAGGAAGAAAUUGUGUGUCGACCAGAACCCACUGUAGCUGAAAAAGCACAAAUGGAAGCGAAGUUCCAAAUGGAACUAAAAUCCUUGAGUGAAAGAAAGCGUCGAACAUUCUUGAGAUAUCUUGAUCGUCUUGGUAAAGCCAAGGAUGAAGAUGAUGGUGAGAUAGAAUCAGGAGAAACAAAACGAAAACCCACUAAUUGGAUGGAGGAAGCUGAAAAACGCCUAGAACUUUUGAAACUUCGGGUAGAAAAAGAUGGAGAGGAUGAUGAUGACGAAGAAGAUGAUGAUUGGGAUGAUUUUGGUAGUCCAGAUGAAGACUUAAUUAAUGAAAAGCAAUCUAAAAUGCGUAUCGAAUUAGUUAUUCUGGGCAGUCUUGUUUUGUCUACAUCAGUUGUUGGAAAUGCGUAUUACCAAAAAAAGCAAUUUUAUCCUUCAGUGGUUCACAUCACAAAAUCCAAUCCUAGCAUGAUGGUAAUGUACAUUCAAGCCCUAGUCAUUGUAGUUUUGCUAGGAAAGCUGAUGAAGAAAAUAUUUUUUGGGCAGCUGAGAGCUGCUGAAGUUGAGCAUCUUAUUGACCGGUCAUGGUAUGCCAUCACAGAAACAUGUUUGGCUUUCACUGUGUUUCGAGAAGAUUUUUCUACCAAAUUUGUCGCCCUGUUCACCGUUCUCCUGUUCCUUAAAGCAUUUCAUUGGCUGGUUGAGGACAGAGUUGAUUAUAUGGAAAGAAGUCCCAUAAUCUCCUGGUUAUUUCAUUUUAGAGUAACAUCAUUGCUUUUGGUUUUGGGGGUUCUGGACUGGCAUUUCAUUCAAGUGGCAUACUAUGCCACUCUGACUCAGGGAGCUUCAGUUCAACUGGUAUUUGGCUUUGAAUAUGCCAUUCUAUUGACUAUGGUAGCAAUGGUAACCGUUAAGUAUGCCCUCCAUACGUACGAUAUCAACCGUGAAAAUCCCUGGGAGGAUAAAGCCGUCUUCUUGCUGUAUGCAGAACUUGCCAUAGGGUUCAUUAAAGUCAUCCUAUACAUGAUGUUCAUGUUAAUCAUGAUUCGAGUGUAUACUCUACCGCUGUUUGCAGUGCGACCAAUGUACCUAGCUAUGAGAUCGUUUAAAAAAGCGCUAAGUGAUGUAAUCCUUUCACGGCGAGCCAUUCGCAAUCUAAACACACUUUAUCCUGACGCCACAACAGAAGAUUUGGCUAACACAGACAACGUCUGCAUUAUUUGCAGAGAAGAAAUGGUUACAGGAGCUAAAAAGUUACCAUGCAACCACAUCUUCCAUGCCACUUGCCUUCGAUCAUGGUUCCAGAGGCAGCAAACUUGCCCAACAUGCCGACUCGAAGUUUUGCGUGCACCUGGAAACCCUAUUGGAAACCCAGCUCCCCCAGCUGCGGCUAAUAUGAGGCCCCCUCAACAGCAAGCCGCGCCAUCUCCUCCUCCUCUCCAGGCAGCCGCAAAUGCACCGCAAGCAGCUCCUGUUCAACCGCCGCUACCGCCUUUCAUCCCUCCUCAUCAUCCAUUCAAUUUUCCGUUUCCCAUGCCGAACAUACCACAACAAGCUGGUGCAAACGAUGCUCGCUACGUUCCAGACGCAAAUGGACAACGUCCUGUAAUGCCACCACCGUUUUCCCUUCCUCCAUUCAUGCCAUUCGUUGUUCCACCUCCGAGACCGCCUGCAAACCUAGGCGCACUCAGUGAUGCUGAAUUGCGCGCAAUGGAAGGACAGGAAAGGCGACACCUGGAAGCAAGGAUCCGUGUGCUCAGGGACAUACAAACUUUGCUUGACGCGGCUGUGCUUCAGAUGAAUCAGUAUGGAAUUCUAGUGGCACGCCUAGAACACGAAUCCAAUAAUAACACUGAAACUGUAAGAAGCACCGGAGAAGAAGCUCCAGCGGCAUCUGGCCAGCAGGCGGAGGAACAACAACCAGGCGUCAGUGCAACUUCUCCACCAGUGGAAAAUGAAGUUUUGACCCCGGAAGAAGAAACUAACUUGAGUGACCAGGAAAGAUUAAGACGUCGACGUGUACAGAGAUUUAUGAAUGGCGGAGAGCAAAACUAGAUGUUUACUCGUUUUCAAGGAAUUAUAUUUAUAAAGGGUGUUCACGUAAAGAAAAUUUAUUUGGUUGUAUCCCUUCGUGUGUUCUUUUGCCUCAUAAGUAGGAUACCCAUUCAAAUGUAUCCUUGUAAAUAAUUCCUCCAUUGCUUGGUAUUGGGUGGGACAUGGACUGUCAAAUGUGACGACGUUUGUAACUAAUACAUGUAUUUUACCUUUUCA